Heterocephalus glaber (naked mole-rat) is the source of this 3281-nucleotide messenger RNA. Its product is annotated as RNA exonuclease 1 homolog. Gene Ontology annotation, cellular component: nucleus. The record is from RefSeq and is a predicted model, not a curated record. Gene Ontology annotation, molecular function: exonuclease activity; nucleic acid binding. NCBI's taxonomy places the organism in Eukaryota, Metazoa, Chordata, Mammalia, Rodentia, Bathyergidae.
CACUCUAGACUAACGGCGAGCAGGGCUGCACGCACUUACAGAACUCUGCAGCAGAAUGAGCUUGCGGGCUACCGCACCUUCCUGGUUCCCACCAGGGCAUUCACAGGCUCAGAAGGUGGAGGCAGUUGGUGUAAUCCUGCAUCCAAGUCUGCCCCGGAAUUGCUCUCAGGCUCCGGGGUUUAUUUUUAACCAGGCGCAACCUCUGAGAAGAGGCUCAGAAGUGCCUUCUGCCAGGCUCAAGACCACCCAAGAGGCCCAGCGAAAACUAGCCAGCUGCCAGCAGUCUGCCCCACCGCCACCAGCUAAGAAGCCUUCUUCAGUCCACUCCCCUGGUGGCAAAAGGAAGAUCCACGUUCCUGGCCCCAAGUUGGCAACAGCUCCCAUGGAUGCAAAGAAGUCUCUAGCGGCUAGCAGCAGCCAGGCCGCUGAAGGCGCUCAGCGCCUGAAGACGCGUAUGUCACCAGGGGUGGCUUCCGAGACCUCCUCCAACACUACUGCCACGCAAGUCGCCCAUGGACAGUCUUUACAGAAAUUCCAGAAAGAGUUUGGGGGCAAAACCCCUACAGCAGUCCGUCGACACUACUUUGGCCUCUUCUCUGAGGAGUGCCUGAAGUUCUGCUCAACGCCGCUGGAGGCCCUGAAAAAGGCAUGGAUGGAAGAGAAAGUGAUCUUCGACCGCAGUCCCUCUAAGAACGCCUACCUGUGCGACGCUGGGCACACACUCAAGACGCUGAGGGGCCUGGUCCCCAGCGGUCUGCCUGGUCUCAAUAGGGCCACCCUGCACAGACGCCUCUGCCGGUACCUGCUCACAGAGGAUGAGCGCAAGGCGAACAGCUACCCCUUCUCAGACCCGGAGCGGCCAGGACAUGCAGUGCUUUUCACGGUGGAGGACAAGCGCCAAAACUCCCACCGCAGAACCUGUUGCCGCUGCGGCACCGAGUACCCAGUGUCCCCGUGGGGGCUUUGCGUGAGCCCAGAGCAGUGUUACUACCACUGGGGCCGGCCGUGGAGGAAGUUCCUGGCCAGAGGCUGGGAGAACCAGUACACGUGCUGCUCGGCAGCCGUCGGCUCCGUGGGCUGCCAGGUCGCCAAGCAGCAUGUGCACGACGGCAGGAAAGACGACCUCGAAGGGUUUGUGACGACUGCGGCCAAAGGACCUUCGCAAGACGCCCACCCAGGUAUUUAUGCCCUGGACUGUGAGAUGUCUUUCACUACCCACGGCCUAGAGCUUACUCGUAUCUCUGUGGUAGAUUCAGACAUGCGCGUGGUUUAUGACACUUUCGUCAAGCCGGACCACGAGAUCGUGGACUACAACACCAGGUUUUCCGGUGUGACCGAGGCGGCCCUUGCUCGCACAAGUGUGACGCUUCGGGAUGUGCAGGCUUUCCUGUUGACUAUAUUGAGCGCGGACAGCAUUCUUAUCGGACAUAGCCUGGAGAGCGAUCUUCUGGUGUUGAAGAUGAUCCAUCCCUUGGUGGUGGAUACGUCCCUGCUCUUCCCCCACCGCUUGGGCCUCCCCUACAAGCGCUCUCUGCGGAGCCUUGUGGCUGACUACCUCCACGAGGUCAUCCAGGACAAUCCUGCCGGGCACAGCUCCCGCGAGGACGCCAGCGCCUGCAUGCGCCUGGUGGCCUGGAAGAUAGUGGAAGACGCGGGCCAGAGCAGCUGGGACCCUGGCUCGCCGCCUCCACCACCGCCACCAUCUCUCACCUCUUCUGUAGCCCAAGCCUGCCCUUGGCCUGGGUCUCCACCAAACACAGCAUCCCCAAAGCCAGUACCGCAGCCUGCUGCCCCAGCAACCUGGAACCAAGAUAUGGAGGAGCCAGCAGCUUCAGGUUCAGGGAGCAGAUCGCUACAUAACAUCAACGCCUGAGCCCCGAGCCUUGAGCACUGGGCCAUUCCUUGGGCCCCUGGGGCCAACUGUUUAUCCCUCCCAGACCUCUACCCUCUCUGAGACAGCUCCCCCAGUCCGCCAGCCCCACCCUCAACUCUCCAGCCCUGCCCUGGUUCUCCACCAACCCCCAAUCCACACCAGCACACCCUCCCCACCCACCCAUCUCCCACAAAUUCUCAAGCCCUGCCUGGCAGCCUGCCAGCUCCCCUAGCUACCCUUCCCUCUCAGGUCCUAUUCUGGUCGCCAGGCAGAGACAGACAGAUCUGACCAGCCUUCUUUUAGUUUUUUUGUUUAUUCUUGGUGCUAUGUAUUGAACCUAGGGCUGUCACACUGAGCCACAUCCCCAGCCCUUUUAAAACUUUUCUUUUGAGUCGGGUUUCUCCAGGUCUCUGAAUUGCUGGGGCUGGGGUUGAACUUGGGGUCCUCCUGUCCCAGUGAGAAUUACAGUUGUGUGUCACAAUGCCUGCUUUUGCCUCUGCUUUUUAGGGGACGUGGGGUUGGAAACAGGCAAGGUAGACAUGUCCAAGGUUUGGGGCAUGAGUUGUUCUUUUAAAACAUUUUAUGGUGUUGAUUUUACUGUUUAUAAUUUACAUCUGAUGACUUGCACAGUUGCCCUCUUCUAUCAGAGGGAUGUAAGGCCCAACUUUCUCUCUUAAGGGUGAGAAAAUUAAUUGUACACACCUUACUAAAAUAGAGUUGAGGAAAUACUGUUGGCUUGCUCCAGAAUUCUUUCAGAGAACUAAAGGAAACAGCCACCCUAUCUUAUUUGUUGUUUUGUUUUAUGUUUUUCCAGUACUGGGGAUUGAACCCAAGGCCUUCACAAUGAGCUACAUCCUCAGCCCUUUUUAAUUUUGCAAUAGGGUCUUGUUAAAUUGUCUGUGGUUGGCCUAAACUUGCAAUUUUCCUGCUUCACCUUCCCAGGUUACUGGGAUUACAUGCCUUUACCCCUACCCUGGUGUCUAGUUUAUCUUUAAGACUACUUUUACUUAGCAACUGCCAGCUAGAACCUUAACACUAACUUUACACAGUAACUGCCAUGGCUGAAUUAGCCAUCUUUUAGAAGCCCUGAUUAUGCCGAAGAACUUUUGCUUUUUUUUUCUGGCACUGGGGAUCAAACUGAGGGGUGCUCUACCACUGGGUUAUAUCCCCAGCCAUUUUGUACUCUUUAUUUUGAGGCAGUGCUGAGUGGUCUAGACAAACUCAGAAUCUCAGUCCUUCUGCCUCAGUCUCCCUCAGUGUUAGGAUUAUAAGUGUGGCUGCCAAUGAACUUUUGUUAAAAUAACUUGUACAUUUUUCUGUCCUAAUAAACCCCCUAAGCUUUCCUGUGUUCUGUGGCUAACCUACCACAGACUGUAUGUGUGUCCAGGGUUUCAAUUUUCUUUAUUAA